Hibiscus syriacus is the source of this 2160-nucleotide messenger RNA. RefSeq lists its product as uncharacterized. Gene Ontology annotation, molecular function: S-adenosylmethionine-dependent methyltransferase activity. NCBI's taxonomy places the organism in Eukaryota, Viridiplantae, Streptophyta, Magnoliopsida, Malvales, Malvaceae. The transcript is spliced from 3 exons. The record is from RefSeq and is a predicted model, not a curated record. Bases 681 to 2099 code for a protein of 472 amino acids.
GGCGGUCCCACAUCCCAUGCUCUUUUGUGAGAAGAAAAAUAUGUGAUCGUUUACAAAUCUCUUUGAUAUUUGAGCUUUACAGAUUAGAAGCUUCCUAUAGCUGCCACGUAAUCCCAAAAACACGUAACCCCAGCAUCUUCCUCUGUUCUCUUUGCCCCCACAAUCAUUAUUUUGCUUGGCCGCAAGUGGUGGGAGAUUCAGAUCUAUCACGUUUUCCCGUUGCCUCAGCUAAAUACAGCCUUACCUUCCCUUUCACACUUCACUUCCUGCAUCUCCUCAUUUGGGAAAGAAACCUUCACUGAAAGUUUUCAUUUUUUUUGUUUUGAUCAAAACUUGAAAACCCUGAUUGAGAUUCGAAGUUAAGUUUAUCAAAGAAUGUGACGCGGUGUGGUUAAAGAUCGAGUAUUGGGAGAUGUUUCCUGGGGGGGAAAUGGAUCGAGUUCUGUUUCAAGUGAAGUCACGAAAAAGGGUUCCAAUGAAGGUGUGGUUAACUGCUCAAAGAUCAAUGGGUCUCCUCGUGGGUGGAAAUCACACAUCCUCCAGGUUUUGCACUCGCUAAAUUUGUUCUUCUUGUUCCCGUUGGCUUCAAUUUCUCUUGAUUUCUUCAUUUUAGUUUAUUAAAAAGAAAACAACCCUCUCCUUUUGAUAUUGGAUCUUUCUCCCUGCUACUUGAAAACACCAUGGAUUUUAAGACCUUUAAGUCGAUCAUAUUUCGUGGAUCUUUUGGGAGGCGUGUCCUUUUACGCGCUUUCAUGCUUGCUGCUGCUUUAUCGAUUGUUCCUUUGCUGCAAAUCAUCUCUGGGGCCGAUCCAGAUAUCUUGUAUACCCUUUCUACCUCAGCAGGUUGUGCCAUUGGACCUCGUUCUUCAAGCUCGAUUAUGUUCCCAGGCAACUUUUGGUUCUCCAAACUUUGGGGUUCAUUUGGAUCGGUUCAAUGUGAGCAAAACAUGAACUUGACGACCAGCGUGGUUAAAGAGCUUAUGGGAAAGCAAAUGUUGAGUUACACUGCAAAAGCUCUUUGUAUCGGUGAAGACGCAGUGUCGGCUGUUAUGGCAUUGAGAGACUUGGGAUUCUCUGAUGUUACAGGGGUUUACAGGCACCCCUUUUUCUCUCUCAAGCACAAGAGAUUUGUUUAUGAGCUCGAUUACGUUGACAAUUCUUAUGAUUUUGUCAUCUCUAGGGACCUGGAUAAGGUUUCGGCCCCUGCUAUUCUCGUGCUUGAGAUUGAACGUGUUCUUAAGCCCGGUGGAAUAGGGUCCAUGCUUGUUGGUCCUAGUGGUUCAGAACCUACUAACUUGAUCCGGUCUGCUACUCCGGUUUCAUCCUUACUGAAAGCUUCCACUGUUGUUCAUGUGGAUUAUGUGGAUAACUUUACGUUGAUUGUAUUCAAGAAGAAACUCGAAAACACCACUUACUUUGAGCAGUAUCAGCUUCCGGCCGAUUGCCCGACUAUGGCUAAUUCCAAAGAUAUAAUGGGUAACAUUGAGCCUCUUUCGGAGGAGAAACUGGUUGGGUUUGGAAGAAGUAUUGCUUAUUUGCCUGAGUUCGUUAACAUAUCUGAUAAGCAACGUUUGGUGUAUAUUGAUAUUGGAGCAGGUGAGCAUUUGAACUCCAAUGUUACAGAUUGGUUCUUGCCGUCAUAUCCUGUGGAUCGGAAGGCCUUUGAUGUUUAUUUCGUCGAUCAUAAUACUUCUGUGAUGCUAUCCUAUGUCAACAAGCCUGGUAUCAACUUUGUUUACUACCCGGGCCUUGCCGGAAAUAGAGUUUCAACCAGUCCUGGAAAUAAGGUUUCCACUGAUGUCGAUAUUAUUGAUGAUUCAGAUCCGUUUGUUGAAGAUGAAGGAUUCAACUUCCUUCUCUGGAUUAAAGAAACUGUCCAGCAUGCAGACUUUGUGGUUCUGAAGAUGAAUGCAGGAGCAAUGGAAUUGAAAAUACUCUCGGACUUGUUUGAAAGUGGAACCAUAUGCUUCAUCGAUGAGCUUUUUCUACACUGUUCGGACCGAAUCGAAAAUGGUGGAGUGGUGAAGGGAGACUGCAUGGAUCUCUUCAAGGCCCUUAGAAGAUCUGGUGUUUAUGUCCAUCAAUGGUGGGGAGAUUAGAGACACCACCAUUAACAUAGUGGAACUCUGUCCGUCUUUAGAUAUCCGUCUUGUUUUUUUC